This is a messenger RNA of Prorocentrum cordatum, 1476 nucleotides long. The record is from the annotation of a GenBank genome assembly. Lineage: Eukaryota; Dinophyceae; Prorocentrales; Prorocentraceae.
GUGGAGGGGGUGUUGAUGCGCCUCACGGAGCCCUGUACCGUGUCGCUCCUGCAAUACGUCCGCCGCGACGCGCCUGCGGUGCUCUCAGGCUGCGCGCCCGAGGAGCUGAGAACGCUGAGGGACAUGGCGAAGGACGUCGCGUGCGACAUGUACUGCCUGUGGGAGAGGUGCGACGCGGGCAAGGCGGUCGAAUUCUUGGGCUUCCUGUCGCGGAGCCUGAUCCAGGCCAUCAGCGCACAGGACCCGGUGGCGUCGGAGGCGGCCCUGGUGCUUCUCGAGGGCGUCGUGGACGUGGUGGACAGCCCGUUGCCACCCCCUUUCGUCGAGGCCCUCAGGUGGAUCCCCAGGAUGCCCAGCGACGGCAACGCCAUGGCGGCGGGGGCCAUCCUCCUCCGCCAGGUCGCGCCGCACGUGAACGCGCACGUGGAGGUGCUCCCGGACUCGCUGGAGUUCCUCAUCCGCGCGCUGCCCGUCAUACCGUUCACCGCCGCGGAGUGCGUCCUGGAGCUCACGGGCUACGCGGGGCACCACCUGGCCUCCGCGCUGCCGAGGUUCUUGGCCGCGGUGGAGCAGAUCGCGCCCGGGUUCCCGGUGAAGGUGGACACGACGCUGUACAGCUCCGUCGUGUGCACCGUGCGGCGGCUGCCCACCGCGGAGGCAGCCGCGGCCUUCGGGGGCAUCCUGCGGUCCACUUCGGCGCAGCUGGCCAGCCUCGCGGCGCAGGUGCAGGAGCAACCGGGCCGCCCCCCGGCGCUCCCGGAGGCCGCGCGGCCGCAGGCGCUGAGGCUGCUCUCCAGGCUGCGGGGGUGCAUCUGGACCCUGGAGCAGACGCCCGAGGACCCGGACGGGCCCCCGCCGGCGGGGGACGCCGGCAGAAGCGGCGUGGCCGUUGCCGUGCUGGGCGCGCUGGGGCCCGCGUGGGAGUCUCUGGCGCGCGUCGUGGAGGUCGUGCUCGCGGGCGCGACGGCCGACGUCGCCAAGGAGGUGUCGGCGCACGCGCUGAGCAGGACGGAGCCCUCGGAGCGCAGCUUCAGCGAGGCGGCCCUGGUGGCGGCUGCCCUGAAGAUACUCCUCGGCAGCUGCGUGGCCGCGGCAGUGGCGGCUUCGGGCGAUGCCGCGACGCGGCUCGCGGGGCUGCUGCUGCGACUGCUGGCGACUAUCGUCCAGGGCGGGCCCGCGCACCACCUGGCGCUUUCGCCGCUGGCGGCGCUGCUCCCGGCGGCAACGAGGCUUGGGCUGCAGAACGAGUUUGGCGCGACCUUCCAGGCGGUCUGCGAGCUCACCGUCGGGCGGCUCGGCGCCGGCGGCGGCCCCGCGCAGCUGGGGGAGCUCGCCCCGUUCUUCGAGCUGCUGCUCGCCGGCGCCGCGAGCCUGGAGCAGGCGCUCUACCAGGCGCCGUGCUUCCGGCAGCUGGAAGAGCUGGCGGUCGCGGCCCUGAGCUCCGGGAACCGCGACCUCAACAGGGCCCUGUUGCAG